GAUCGAAUCGCUGUAGUUCAUCACAAUCCGUUUCGGCGAGUCGUCAAUAGUAUAAUAUUACCCGCGAUACCAUAACUGACAAAUUGUUAUUGUGAUUGUUAUUAUUAAUCGACAACUACGACGAUGAUGAGCUCUUCAAUGACCGGUCAGAGUGGCGGUAGUGGCGGCGGCUUGCAGAAAUCGUCAGCCGGAGGUCCGAUGUCGUCGACGCAACAGUCGGCGGGUGACAAGUUGGUGGCAGUGUCGUCGGGUUAUGGCACGUACAACAGGCGAGGUACAAUGGAUCGUCGUCGUCGGACCGACUACCGUGGCGGAGAUCAUCACGACGACGACGACGACGGCGACGACGAUGACGACCGAUUGUCCGAACUAUCCGACUCAGGACACUUUCUGGCCAAAGGUGCGUUUCUUAUCACGCCCAGCAACGAGCUGAACCUGGAAAAAGCGACGGCCAUAUGCGAGAAGAUGAACUACAGAGGACCGUACUCGGUGACUAAGACGGCCACGGGAAUUCUGUUUAAGUUUGCCGAACAAGACGACUAUCACGUGACUUUCCGCAAGGGAUUUCACAAGGUGACAAACUCGAGGUUCUACAAGAAGAUUCCUAUACCGUGCAGACCACAAAAAACAUUUUCAGUUUUGGUUUAUGAGAUCCCUGAAGAUAUUCCCGAUGAAGACAUUCGCCAUUCGUUGUAUAAAUUUCAAACGGUCGUCGAGGUCGUUAGACUUUAUCAUGCAGGGUACCGCCAUGCGCCCUUGACCGUGGCGGACGGUAAGAACUCGGCUACGUCGCAGACAGCUGUUGAACAGCAACAGCAACAGCUCCUGCAGGCCGGACCGGCGUCGUCGCUGGCGGCGGCGGGCGGGUCCGCGUCUGCCAACACGCAACAACUCCACCCCGCGCCGCCCGUGGUGCGCGUCACGCUGGCGUCCGUCGAGGAGUGCAACGUGCUGCUGCACAACGGCUUGGACUUUUACGGGGCCACUUUCUUCCCGGUGGAGGCCGCCUCGCCCGUUGUACCGAAAAAGAAAUCGUUGCCGCCAAACAGCCGUCUGAUGGAUUUAGUGACGACCAGUGGUCACCGUAUACGCGACCUGUUACCUGUCUUCGACUCUGCAGGAUUUACGAAAAUUCCGCCACCGGCCAGCAAAGUGGUCAAGCCGCACUAGUCGACGACGACGACGAUCUUCCUAGUCCGGUCUAUUAUACGAUUUAUAAGCACACGCGCGUGUGAAUAUUCAUAUAUUAUUUAUAUAUAUUAUAAACAUACAUGAUUUUCAUUUCAAUUUUAACAAACAAAAACUUCGCAUCAUUUUACCUGCAAAACCAUUACAAUAUUAAAUCGCAUUUUCUAAUAACACGCAACGUUUAGUAUAUAUCAUAAUGCAUAACAUUAUCGUAGUAUAACGGUUAGAUGGAUAUAUUAUUAUUAUUAUCAUUAUUAUAAACAUUCUUUUUUUCGUGUAUUAUUAUUACUAUCAUAUUUUUUUAAUCCAAUAAAAAGUUCAUUCGAAACGA
Molecule: messenger RNA, 1519 nt
Organism: Aphis gossypii (cotton aphid)
Lineage: Eukaryota; Metazoa; Arthropoda; Insecta; Hemiptera; Aphididae
Exons: 4
Coding region: 124-1170 (348 amino acids)
Source: RefSeq, a predicted model, not a curated record